Molecule: messenger RNA, 359 nt
Organism: Scutellospora calospora
Lineage: Eukaryota; Fungi; Glomeromycota; Glomeromycetes; Diversisporales; Gigasporaceae
Source: the annotation of a GenBank genome assembly
AUUUACUGAACGAAAGUCCCGAUAAAUUUGAUGGAUUGCUCUCGGUUUUGCCAUCUAUUUGGGCAUCUGUGGACAUUGAGGGUGUAUUUAAGGAGAGUAACAUUUUUACUAUGGCUUCGGGAAACACAGGAGAUGUAUUGAAAUUCUUUUUAUAUGCUGAAGAGGUGAAUUCUCAUGCGUUGAUAUUAUGCAAGCUGAAAAUUAAUAUACAUUUAGCAUCAGCUAGCAUUAAUAUUAAAACAGGGUACUUGACGCAAGAUAAAAUUAUCUUUGAUGCACAAGAAACAGAAUUAUUUAAAUAUUCACAACGUUUGCAGAAUUUAAAGAAUUUGAUCAUGUUUGAUAGUUUAUCUUUAUAA